Molecule: messenger RNA, 754 nt
Organism: Dioscorea cayenensis subsp. rotundata (Guinea yam)
Lineage: Eukaryota; Viridiplantae; Streptophyta; Magnoliopsida; Dioscoreales; Dioscoreaceae
Product: inverted formin-2-like
Exons: 1
Coding region: 135-611 (158 amino acids)
Source: RefSeq, a predicted model, not a curated record
AUUAGUGGCUAGAACCCCUUCCAUCUCUUUUGUCCAUGCAAAAGGUCAGUACCAAACGCUACUACUAAAACACAUCAUCAUCAUCAUCAUCAUCAUCAUCUCUCUCUCUUUUUCUCUAUUGUUUCUCUUCUUCAAUGAAAGGAGAUCAUCAACUGCAACGUCUCGUCUUUCUCUUAUUAUUCACAGCAUGCUUUUCAAUAGCUUCCUCAACAACCGAAAAACACGAAGAAGAAACUCCGGUGGUGCCAGGGGAUAUGAAGUGCACGUGCAAUCCAUGUGGUUGUGGAGGAGAAGUGAUCCCACCACCACCACCACCUCCAUCACCACCACCACCAUCUCCACCAAAGGGUACCUCAUGCAGUCCACCACCACCACCUCCAUCACCACCACCACCAUCUCCACCAAAGGGUACCUCAUGCAGUCCACCACCACCACCACCACCACCGGCACAAACAUGGUAUGUCAUCGGCACACCGGGUGUUCUUUAUCCGCUUGAUCCUCAGUACUAUCCCUCACAGGCUUGCCGGAGUUCUCAUGCAUGGCUGCCUCAUGUCUUUCUGCUUAUUGUUUCCUUCAUCUUCUUGGAGGAGUUUAAUUUGUUGUUGUUGUAAUAAUGUUAUAAUUAUGAUUGUCAUAUCAUAUAUCUGUCAAUCAUUUUAAUUAGGUGAACAAUAUUCUCUUCUUUUGCUUUUCUUUUUGUCUUAAUGUACUUGUUUCUGGUUGUAUGUGUCUUUGCAAGAAAAAAUUAAUGAUA